CCGCCAUCUUGGCCGUGCCAGAUGACGUAACUUCCGGCGCGUCUCUCUGACGUCACCCCCGGUUCCGGCGCGGCUGUGGCGGAGCGAGGAGGCCCCGGGAGCCAUGAUCGAGGUCGUCUGCAACGACCGCCUGGGGAAGAAGGUCCGGGUGAAAUGCAACCCCGAGGACUCGAUCCGGGACCUGAAGAAGCUGAUAGCGGCACAGACCGGCACCCGCUGGGACAAGAUCGUGCUCAAAAAAUGGUACACGAUCUUCAAAGACCACGUCACGCUCGGGGACUAUGAGAUCCACGACGGGAUGAACCUGGAGCUCUACUACCAAUAGAGCCCCCCCAGUCCCACCAGUAGAACCCAGUCCGGACCAGUCCCCAGCAGCGCAGCCAGCCCAGUGCUCCCAGUACAGCCCAGUGCUCCCAGUACAGCCCAGUGCUCCCAGUACAGCCCAGUACAUCCCAGUCCCCUCCCCCCAUUUUCCCCUAUUUCCGGCCCGGCCCCGUUUGUUGAUCAAUAAAGGCGAUUUUGGGGCCUCCGGGCGAUUUUUGGGA
This is a messenger RNA of Serinus canaria (Common canary), 545 nucleotides long. It is a transcript of the gene UBL5, whose product is annotated as ubiquitin like 5. The transcript has 5 exons. The record is from RefSeq and is a predicted model, not a curated record. Gene Ontology annotation, biological process: protein modification process; mRNA splicing, via spliceosome. Gene Ontology annotation, molecular function: protein tag activity; protein binding. Gene Ontology annotation, cellular component: nucleus; cytoplasm. NCBI's taxonomy places the organism in Eukaryota, Metazoa, Chordata, Aves, Passeriformes, Fringillidae. Bases 104 to 325 code for a protein of 73 amino acids.